Molecule: messenger RNA, 1099 nt
Organism: Schistosoma curassoni
Lineage: Eukaryota; Metazoa; Platyhelminthes; Trematoda; Strigeidida; Schistosomatidae
Source: the annotation of a GenBank genome assembly
AUGAAUAAUCAAUCGACUGAAGAACUUACGGGUGAUAACUAUACGCUUCCGAUUGAAAAUACCACGACAACUCAUCAACAGCAUUAUAGGAGCGGUGUUGCAGUUGGUGAUAACGGUAAUGAUGAUGACGAUAAUGGGGAGAUCGAUUUUGAAGACAAUGCGCCCGAUUCUGUGGACAAAUUACUGUCAGAUACAACAACGAAUAAAAUCCCAUUAAAUUCAAGUAGUCCAACUCGUGAUAAUAAUGGUAAUAAUGAUAAUUUAAACAAUGAAGCAUAUACUACAACUAAUCACAUAGAUGAGAAUGACUUAAUCUUUUUAACAACAACGACAACAACAUCGUCAAUGUCUCCACCAUUGGAACUGUUGCCGCCUCCACUACCAUCUCAACUCUCGUUAACAAUGUUACCAACUAAAGACACUACAUUAUGGUCGACCACUGCUACUAAUACUACUGCAAAAGAAACCCAUUUACAAAAUUCAUCACCAUUGGAUAUUACCUCGGCAUCAUUAAGCACUUGUAAUUUCGUUGUUUAUGAUGAUGAUGAUGAUGGUGGUGGUGGUGGUGGUGGGGAAAGUGAAGGUGUAGGUAGGGCUGUUGACAAUGCCGAUGAAGAAGGUGAUAAUGAUGAUGAUGAUUGUUGCAACUACCAAUCAUUUGAAGAUUUGAAGUCAAUUUCAAAAGAGGAAGAUAUUUUAAACGCCACAAUUAACAGAAUAGAUACAGUUAAUGAAACUACUGAACAUGACAGUCAUGACAACAACAACAAAGUCAAUACCAACGACGACGAUAACAGAAGAACUCAUAAUGAAAUGAAUAGAAUUUUAAAUCAUUUGGAAAUGUUAUCAAUAAAUUCAGAAAAACAAAGUAAACAAUUCGAAUACAUUUUAGACCAGUUAAAUGAAACAAAAUUGAAACUUGAACGGCUUGAACAAACACAAUUCGAUAUCAUUGAACAAAUAAACAAUAUUAAUUACCAAGGAUCACUAAUGCCACCGACACAACCAUCCAACAUUGUCACAAUGACCGAAUCUAAUGUGAAUUUAGAACAUUGGGAAAUUAAAUCUAUUGAAUUAUCUAAUCAGAUAAUUUCACAAU